This is a messenger RNA of Porites lobata, 41915 nucleotides long. The record is from the annotation of a GenBank genome assembly. NCBI's taxonomy places the organism in Eukaryota, Metazoa, Cnidaria, Anthozoa, Scleractinia, Poritidae.
UCCUGAAACAAAAUGGCGGACAAAGUCUGCAGAACGUAAAGUUGUGAUGUCUUUCGUGUCGAUGGUUCAUUUUCGUACUCUAGAUGGUUUGUUAAGGGAUGUGUCCAGUUAAUAAUGAGAUAAACCGCAAAGGAAGAACCUUUUGAUUACAGCCACGAGUUUUGUUUCGCAAGAUAAUGGCUCAAAACGGUCCCAGCACUUUGGCUAACGGCAACAGAAAAUCUGCAAACAAUGGAAGGCCGGACGGGUUUUCUCUGCCUGGGAUCGACCAAAAUGAACUUCGCGCCCGUAUUUAUGCAAAACCACAACUAAAACCAAAUCCAAGGGCCCUUAGAUUUAGCGGCCCGACUCCUGUGCAGCGAAAAAAGGUGAGAAAAAAGUCAAGUCGUUAAGCUUUUAGAAUUUCAAUCUGAGAUCAGCGUAAAGCAAGAAGUUUGCGUAGUUUCUCAGUGAUCUUAGUUCAAAUGAGAAGUUGAUAGUCAUACGCUUGUGAUGCGACGAGAGGGACAGAUCGCGAUCUUUUAUCAGCUUUUAUAUGCUUACACUGUAUGGUCUCACUUGAGACCAUUCUGUUUUUGUUUUUGUUGUUGUUGUUCUUUGAUAAGCCUCGACUUUCCUUUAAAACUUGCGGGUGUCAAUUUAUUGUGCAUUUAGUGGUAGAAUUAUGGAUGUUUACAUCCUAGACCUGUACAUUAUCAACCGUACACGUUUGAACUUACAUGUACUUAGAGAAACGUGCAAUCACUUUCUUCAACUGAAAGCUGCUGUUAUCUCUGACAAAUUAUUUCAUUUUUUAUGGUAUUCUUCUUUUAGAAUGUGCCAACAGCUCCUAGACUGGAGCCUCUGGUAAGUUGAUAAUGCUUUUUUUGUAUUGUGCAAUAAGGUGUUUGUGUUUGAGGCCAGCUGACUUAAAUAGUCAGUGUACUACGAUUGUGUCAGGGCUGUCGUUAAGUUUUGAAACAGCCGUAGCAUCUCUCAAAAAUUUAUAGUGCCACCAUUAGCUUUCCACUUUGAUCACCCUUCGCAUCAAGUAAGCUCAGCCAUAACAGGUGUUACAGGUUUCUUCCCUUAAUGACAGCUCUGUGCAGUCACCCAUGUAUACUAUCAAUAAUUCCCAGAUGCAUUAACCCUUUAAGCCCUAUAGAAGAGUGAUCAGUGUCAAAUUUCUCUGUGAAGCAGUACCAAUGUCGCUGCUCUGGGCCUCGAACAGACUCAACAAAUUACAAGAAGAACGUUUCAAAUUUUCUUUAAUCUUGAUUCAUUUGGCAAAUGGUCAGUGACAUUUUAAACAGGCCAAUCAUGGCACGUUCUCAAAUCUUGAUACACAGGUAGGGGCCUUGAACAAGGAUUUCGGCGAUGUUUCACAGACAGACUUAACCAUAAAUUUAGUUCCGUGUGUGGCAGAGGCUACACAAUGGGCCAUAGGUAAAAUACCUAAGACCACCAAUUUAAAGCUGAAUAUUUGCAUAAGUACAUUUGUACUUGUAUGCACCAUUAUUGGCCUUGGUUGAAAAUGCCAUUGUCAAUUUGCCGAUCAGUUUGAAAAGAAACUGGAAAUACGUUUCCGGUUAUUUGUUGAGUCUAUCAGUGGCCCAGACAUAACUAACUGGAGUUAGAUUGUGUCUGCCUCACAGGCGUAUAAGGCAGUGGCUCUUAAUAAAUGAUGAAAUAAAUAAUGUUCUUUGUAGCCAAACCUUGCCAGAUAUCAAGAAAAGCAAAAAAGCCUGCCAUACACAUCACCUGCAGGAAAGACAAAAUCUCCAACACCUCCAUCAUCAUCUGAGCCGGAGAAGAAAAAGACACGCCGAAGAGAUGUUGUGGAACCCCUUGAGCGUACAACAUCUCCAUUACCAAACUUGCCUGAUGACUUGAGAAGUAAGCAACAAAAAAUCGAUUCUGUAGCUCAAGUGAAACCUGUGAGUCCUCAGCGACAGAUGUCGCCGAAGCAGAAGGUCACUCAGUUCCAGGAGCCCAUCAUGAAUGGGGGUGUGGCCGUGCACAAAACUGAUGUUAUUCCUGAGGGGUUACGAGACCCACUUCAGAUUAUCAGCUUGAUAAAAGAGAAUUCAAAGCUUGGGUUUCUUUAUAUGACUCCGGCUGUUGAUAGGUCGUCAAUCUUGUACAACCCGUACAACCUCAAGUAAGUAAAGGACAUCACUUUAUUCAUCAGGCCCCAGUUGUUCAAAAGCUGGAUAGUGCUAGCCACUGGAUAAAUCACUAUCCAGUGGUUAAGUAAUAGUAAAACCAAUUGCACUAUCCACUGGAUAGUGCUAUCCACUUUUUGAACAACUGGGGCCAGGGACACAAAGCAAAAUACCAAAUUUCCUCAAAUAAUUAGCCAUCCCUCAAUAAUUAAUUGCCCCCUUCAAGUAAUCAGAUUUUAAAUUGGGGAAAAUAGAAUGACAUGUUUUUUCAUUAUUAUAAAGGCAACAACAAUCAGAGGAGUUUCAACUUCUCUCAUCCAGUCAUAGAACAAGAGGAAAAAUGACAGUCAAAACUUCCUAAAGUUGAUUACUCAAACUGCGAAGAUUUAGAGCUUUUUAUUAUGGGUGGUGGUAAUUUAAAGUUUGUAUAAGAGGUCCACUUUAGUGCUGGAAAGCUCGCAUGUAUUUUGGUAGUUUGAAUAUGUGGUCCUUUUAUGUAAGAGCUGGUUGAACAAAGAGGCUCGAUUCGAUUUGUAAAUGGCACAAUCUUAUCUGUCAAAGUUCAUCUACAUGUACAGCAGUUGUAGAAAAUAAAUAAAUACAUUGUAAGAUUCAACUAAAAGUCAAAAUAUUAUCUCAUCAGGAUUGUCAAACAUAGUGAAAUCAACCAUUCCGACUACUACACAAUCAGCAGUGAAGGAGUCACUCACAUGCGAGACAAUGAAGCAGAGUUUACUGCUCUGGAGCGCUGGGAGAAGGAGUACAAGGACUAUAAACGUCUUGUUAAGAUUCCAACAUUUGCCAACUUUAGGAUGUGGAAGGCCUUUGUUGUAUGGAGAAAAAAUGUCAAGACAAAGUAAGGUUUUGAAAAAUUGACUUUCCUCAUGAUCCCCUUGUCUCAUUGUCACAUUUUCCUUUUCUUUCCCUUCCAUCCCUUUUCUUCCAGUUCGCAUCCCCUUUUCCUAUCCAGUUACCUUCAUUUCGUCUUUUUAGUGCUUAUUCUAAUAUCUCCUGUUUCUCUUCCUAUUUCUUCUAGUUUCUUCCCCUUUUCUCUUUCUCUCCCUCCUCGUUUCUUCCACUCUGCACCUAUAUGAUUGUAUUUCCUGCCCAAUUUCUACAAUGUAUCUUUCUUCCCUACUCUUUAACAAUAAUGCUUAACCUCUCAUUUUACUUUGCAUUUUCCACAUUAAAAAUUUCCUUUCUAAAGUUAUACUACUACAUGAGAAAUUUCUGCAAUUUGAUUGGCUCAGAGCAGUGAUAAUUUAGCUUCAUUUGAAAUACCUACAUUGUGUACAUUUGAAAAUUGCAAAACUUUUGAGGGUAGAAGUAUAAACAAAUAAUAGCAUGAUUUGUAUGUGAUAUUUUGCAUAAAUACCACAAGUGAUAUUUAAAAAUUGUCUCAAAUUUCAAAAUAUCACUUAGCUUGUGGCAUUUAUGCCAAAUAUCACACACUAAUCAUGCUAUUAUGGUACUAAUAGACUUGUAUAUUAUUGAUUUUAUCUUCUUUUCGAUAUUUAGAAAAAUAACACAAUGCAAAAACCAGCUGCAGGAAAAUCUCUUUAUCGUCAAUGCGGUAAGACUGUCAGUACAGUGUUGAUCAUUGCGUCACUGUGGUACAUUGCGGCAUUGUGGGGGUUAUUUUCUUGAGAAGAACAGUUCUUCUCAAGUUACUGUUACAGUUACUGUGCCUGCCUCCUCCUCCCGCUCAACACCUCUCAGGAAAAAUUGCCAGCCACACUUGAUUGUAUUUCUCUCUUUUGAAAAGUUUUGCUGGAGAGACACAACUGUACCCCAUGACAAGGGUUUCAAUAAAAACUGAAGUAGCCAGCAAGUUUAAAAAGCCACAUGCUUUUCAGAAAAAAAUUGUAAUUUCCCUACAAUUUGAAAAGUUUUGGGGAUUAAAAUUUCCCUUAAGUUUUUUCCCUUAAGUUUUAUCUGCCACACAAUCAAAUCCCACAACACUCAACAUUUAGUUUUUUAAUUAUGGGGAGGCGUCUUCCCUUACAUGUGUACCCCUUUGUAUACCUUCUAUUGACAAAUGGUACCCCUUUCACAUAAACCUACCUCUAGUUAAGUACUUUUGCAUUCCUUUUAACUGCUGUAAAUCCAAUAUCUUUGUAAUCUGAAUAAAUCGCAAAACCAGAAUGAACCAAGAAUAACUUGCAUGUUGUCUUGUACUGUAAUAUUAAUGAGUUUUAUGUUCCCAUUCUAGUCCUUACGCCCUGCGUUAUUGAAUGUGCGGGAAAUGUGCUACCGCAUCAGUGACAUGGGUCUCUGCAGAGUAGAGAAAGGACACACAUACACUUUGGAUGAAUUUCGCAAUGCCCAAUUUGAACAACUGGAGGAAGUAUGUAUUAAAAAUACAAUUUUGUUACUAGUCUGAUUAUAUACAGCUGUAGUGUUAGUAACAUGCAUGUCCUGACCUGUGUAUUACACCCGAAGGUUUUAAUUUUUUUUUUUAAGUCAUCCCCACAAAUGUUGGUCAGGAGUAAAUUUUGAAAAUGUGGAGUUACAUAAAUUUUACUUCUCACUACACUGUACUUAAAUUUUAAUAGUGCACAUCUGCAACCACGAGAACUUCUGAGCGAGAAUAGAGAAGCUCUGUAAACAAGCAGAACCCAAUAAAAAAAAACAGCAAAAGACAAACUUCAACAGAUUGUUUAUAUUUUACACAGACAAUUUUAAGACUGAUAAUGCUUUUGAUUUGGUAUUGUUUCACUGUUCGUAUAGUUAUACAGUAUGAAGGAAUUUUGGCUGGCUGAAAUGAUAAAAUUCAAUGGAACAUUUCUGUUCUCUGAGCUAUUACAUUGUAAACAAAAUCACUCUUUUCAGGAAUUCUUUGAAUUCACAAAUUUGAAAUAUUUCGAGCAAAAAACAAUUAUGCCAAAUUUGGCAUAUUUGUAAACCCUGACAUCUUACCAUUUUUCUUUUUGUAAUUUUUUUCUGGAAAAUGCAUCGUGUAUAAAUUUUCUACUUAUGUUCUACGUUAGCUUUCUGCUACAUAUUUUUAUUUGUAUUUUAUUAGUUUUCCCCUGAAGAACACACACACACACACAAAAAAAAACACAGAAGAUAUGCAAACACUAGUGUAACAAUACACUAAUAAUAACUUAAAUAUUUGGGCAGGGACACCGCAACAGCUAAAGGCAAUUACUGCGGACCCAUGUACGUGUAUGCCAUGUUAAUGAAAUGCGAAUUAUGACCCAAUGGUUCGUUUUUCACUUGUAGGUUGCUGGUAGGUUAGCAGAGUUCCGUGAUCUUGUCAAAGAAGUUGUUAGAAGCGCGUGCCGUACGGCACUUCUGGAAGCAGGUUUCACACCUGAUGAUUACUUUAUGGACAUGGACAGUCCCAUGGGAAUGUAUGCAGGUGUGAAUUAUAUCUAGUGCUUGAGUGGAAAGUUUUCUGUGGGGCUCGACCAGGGUGCAAAGAAAGUCAAUUUUACAGCUCACCAUUCGGGCAAGCUAUAGCUAGCAUUUACCAGCCCAAGAGGCAUUUUAACUAACCUGAAUUUUUUUUCGAUGACAUUUUAUCUGUAAUUUUAAUUCCCCAAAAAGCCCUGUCGGGCAAGUUGAGAACAGAACUGACCAGCCCGACGGCACACUCCACUAUCCCCGCGCUAUCGGACACGAUUUUCUUUGCGUGCUGUCGACCCUCUUAAAGGCAGUCAAAAAAGAGUAAACUUUUAUUAGUAUUGAAAACGUCGCUUAAAAAGACAACUAACAUCUCUUCAAUUUUUAUCGGGUCUAUUUGAACGCGCUAUAUUGGUCGAAUGCUGGCGAUUUCUCCAGGAGUUGAAUUCUUAAGGAGUUUACCCAGCUUUAAAAAGAGGAAGGAACAUUCGUCGUCGUAUGUUCGCGUCCUCCAUAAAACGUCGCAUUACGUGUAGGAGGUUUCGUAUCGUUGUCGUGCAGUCGUGCAACCGUAUGUAUGGACGUCAAAGAAAUGUACUAAAACGCGUGAUGCACGUGCAGAGCAGUUAUUUUGCCUAUUAAACCAAUUGUUUUUGGCGUUGUCGUUGUCUUUGAGAUUUUUUCAGCUGUUACUUACGUUUACUUACAGUUGGUUAUGAAGAAUUAGCUGGAGGAUUGGAGCCAAUCAGAAACGGCGAAAUAUUUUGAAUGAAUAAUAAUGUAUAUUGUGUGUUUAUUGAUAGAUGAGUACGGUGGUGCGCAGUCCAUGUCAUCUUAUUUAAUGCCAAGUGGAUAUGAAAUGGAUAUGUAUGGUGAUGCACCUGACAAGAUGACUUACACCGAACAGGCAAAUAAGAGAAGUCACUGUAAAAGACUCACAAGGUAAAAACUGCCUUAUACACCGUAAAUCCUCUAUUACCCCCCCCCCCGGGGGGGGGCUUCUUUAUUUCAAACAAUAGGGAGGAGGCUUGGCAGAGGCGGGGGGGGGGGGCUUAUUUGAUUUAGCAAAGGCGAUGGUAUCAGUUCUCCAUAAAAAAGUAGAAUACAAAGUGGAAAACUAAAGGUACAAGAAGUUGGAUGUCAUGCAGCCCAGGAUGAAAAUCAAAUACGAACUUCCAGUUGGUGAAUAAACCAUCCCGGAUCAGUCCCAGUAUAGAAAACUUAUUAACAUACGCAAGCCAUCACGGAAUCCUUAUCAAAUGAUAGAUUGUGACGUUUUUUCACGUCAUUUAUACUGUGAGUUCAAAACGUCCCGUAGAUCGCAGGGAGCUCGUAACCGGGAGCUCGUAACCGUAACUGAGCUCAUUCCGGGACAAGCAGAUUUUCUUGCUGGGCAAGUAACUUUUUAAGCUUACUUACUCAAUGGGCAAAGGUCUAGACAAGUCAUCUUCUGACAAAAUCAUUAACUGAGAAGAUCAAGGAGUAGCCCCGGGCAAGCGAAAUGCGAGAUCUGCUCGGCCAAAGGACAAGCUGAAAUUCAAGUUUUUUUCGAGCCCUGAUGCAGCGUCCUGUUCAAAGUCGGAGCCCGACAAUAGAAAGAUUCCGUGAUGGAAUCGAAAGCUUGUGAAUGCUAUAAUUAAGUUUUCUAUCGUGAAAUUUAAAACCUCGUGUACUCUAUAUAUCAUUACGAUAAGAUUAAGUAACUCUUUCUUUGGAAGAAUUCAAAUGACUUUGAAUGUCUACGGGUUGUUUGAGUCUAAUUCUUAAUUUUGCCGUCUAACUUUUUUGUUUAUAGCUUUAUCCGGCUUGCUGACUACCUCAUCGUAAACACCAUGCACGUGCUUGCGGCAAACUCUGUGGCCACCCUGCUGAAUUAUUUAGAAGAGCAACUUCAGCACACACCCACCCCCGCACAGAUCCAAGGAACAAGUGAAGAGAAAGAGGAUGGAGAAGAAAAUCCCGAGGGAGAGGGGAUUGAGCAAAAGGUAUACCAUUCAUUAACAUGAUACAGGCGUACUAUCCUCUGUUUCAAGUUUGAUCCCACUUAAAGAUGUGUGGGUCAUUUUGAGAUUUACGUGUAAAACUGGGUCCAUCUUGUGUCCAAUUGCACUCCUUUUCAGGGGAAGGCGUCUGUACACAGGCUACCAUAUGCGGUUCGAACAUUUCUGUAUUUUUCCUGCUUCAGUAGCGUCCGCGCCGAAUUUCUUCCCGAGUACUAGGAUAAGAGUGAUAGCCUUCUAUCGUUCCGAUCUUCUGAGAGUGUUUCCAUAUUUUCCAUAUGAUCGCUUCACAUUUUAAUAACACGAUCGUCCCAAUCGUCCGAAUAGAACUCAAUUCUAUCCAAACCACCAAGGUCGUCUCAGUUGUCCGGGUCUUUUGUUAUCUUGCGGGGAGUGUUUCCGUACACAUAUAAUCGUCCCAAUCGCCUGAACUUUAUUUGAAACGACUAGGGCAAUCGGGACGAUCAUAUGGAAACCAGGCUUAACAUUUUUCCGUGAUUGUCUUUGUAUCUAACAGGAUGAACAAGGUGAACUCCACCCACUCUAUACAACGGAGUUGCUUUUGGAGCCUCAAGCGCUGCUCUUCUUUCCUGGGUUAGACGACUUUCAGGAAGGCCUCGGGGAAGUGAUCAAGAAGUUCCAGGAUGCUGUGCUGAGUGUACAAAACCUUGUGCCUGAUCCUUACUUUGAUGCUUUUACACAGUAAGUCUGACAUCGAUCUAGGGUACAUUUGAUUUUAGUAUAAUAACUCAGGUGAUUAGAACGAUUCGCCCGCUCUCAUUGGUCGAGAAUUGCGUCAUAUGUCGCAAUAUUAGGGAGUUCAAGCGGCCACCGCGGCAACGGCAGAGAAAACGGCUCUUGAAAACUUCAUUAAUCUUGUUCUGUUACAUUCAAUUUGUCAAAUGUUGAUCUCAAAAGUGGAGCGUCACAUAUCGGAUAAGUUUGGUGCCAUACCUUGGUGUAGUGUGAACGGAUCAAUUUAGGUUCUGGGAAACUUUCCACCUACCCCUCCCCUAAUCCAACAUUUUGCCUCAAGUGAGAAGUAAGUGUUAAUGUUGACUUAAGAGAGGGGUAGGUGGGCAGUUUCACAGGAACCUAAAUUGAUCCGUGCGAACACCUAUUCGAGAGUAGCGGAAGUGAAUAAGUAGGAGCGAGGACUGGAACCCACUGAACGGAAGUGAAUAUUCAGGAGUGAGGACUGGAUUUUAGUGCACCAAACCCUCUCGGUCAACCGCCCGCGCCGGCACGAUGUUCGAUGUGUGUGAACGACUUGUGCCUCCCCGGAACGCUGCUGUUCUCACUUUACCGUAUAGUGUUAACAUAGCCGAAGUAUUCAGGGACAGGAACACGCAGAGAGAUCCUGCCAAUCAUUAGGGAGCUUAAGGAACGACGACGGCGAGGUCAACGACAACGGCAAAAAAACGUUAGGUUUAGAUUGGCAAAACAACAACUUUGCACGUGCAUCACGCUUUUUUGUACAUUUCUUUGCCGUCACUGCACGACUAGGACGUGAAAAUGCCCAAUUUCACGAUUUGUCGAGGACGGGAACACAAGACAACAACUUUCCUUUUCUUUUGCUGAACUUUGAUGCAGUCCUUUAGAAUCCGCCUCGAAAAAAAUUGCCAACAUUCAAACAAUUAAACGAGAUGGAAUAAGCGUGAUAAAGUUCGAAGCAGCGCAAGUUCACUUUUUAAGUGACGUUUUCGAAGCCGUCGCCGUCCUUGUUGCCUAAGCUCUCCAGUGACCAUUCUUACUUUGGCUUGUUCUAUCACCUAGGCCAUUUAUCAAUGGUAAAAUUGAAGAGAAAACUGCUGGCGACGGACCUAGCUUGGCGACCAUGUUUGAAGAUGAUAGGCAUCUGCAGGGAAUUAUACAAAACAUCAAGGUUUGUCGAUUCUUGCAUUGAAUUUUGCCUCUGAUUACUGAAUUAUUGAAAUAUGGCUUCCCCUCCCCACCCCUCCAUGUAAUGUUGUGUCGCCGUUCGAGUUAGUACCUGUCGAAAAAAGAAAAGAAACAAACAAACACCCUAAAUUUAAGUGGAAGGGCCGGAGUAUGGAUUGUUUUAUUCUCCGAAGUUACCCCAUUUGAGGAUUUAAUUUUGUCGUCGAUUGUAGCUAAUGUAGUAGUCCUGAUACAUUUUAAUUUCUAAACACCUUUUGCCGCCCGUUUUCGGAAGACUGCUGAAUUUUAAAUUGAGUCUGGUUUAAUUUUUUUCUCUUGCCUGUAGGAUGCAAUUUUAUCUGCAUUUGACUCUGCCUGGAUGUAUGCCAACACAUUUGAACCUUAUCGCCAAUUCUACCAGGAAAAUGAGAGUCUGGACUUGGAGGCCAUCAGAAAGGAAGAACACGGUAUGGUGACCAUGACAUUGAUAUAGCCUGCGAGCAAGUUCCGGCUCCGGGGUGCUCUCUCCCCCUUCCCCUCACCCCCCACUCCUGUUCCCAUGAAAGCCUCGUGGGAGCUUGCUCGCAGGGUAUGCAUUGAUAGGAUGCUGAAAAAUGGCCUAUCUACACGACUGGUUGUUAAAGAAAAGUUAUUUCGUUUAACAUAAACACUAUUUUGUGACAACAAAUUCUAACCUGCCGCUGCUAUGUCUGUAUUAUAUUUAGAUGUCAGCUUCUUCUCAGAAUCACUGGACAAAUACAACAAUGAGCAUGAACAAGCGGUUGGCAUCUUGGAGCACAGAUCCAUCGGCAUGAUACUUGUAGAUUGCAAGAAACUCAAGCAGGUUCUCAUUCCAUCACCACUUAAGUGCUUGGAGGUAAGACUGGCUAUGCUCAUUACUGCAUGUCUGCAGAGGUUCCUUUCAGCUAAGCUUUUCUCCUCUAAAGUUGUCAAAAAAAGUCUCAGAAUACAUUAGCGAGGGGAAACAGCCGAUAUUUCACAACGUCACUGAUUUCCUCGCGAAGUGACGUCUGAGAAACUAGCGCAGAAAUUCCGUACUGAUGACGUGUCACUACCUAAAUCUAAGUAGUGCUUCUGAUUGGUCGUGCUGAGUGAGAAAUUUGCAUCGUCCAAUCAAAAGCACUACCUUGUUUAAUGUAUAUAGUGUUAGAAUUCUUAUAAUACUGAUUAUACUUUUUAGGUACCGUAAAUCCUGUAUUAAGCCCCCCUCUCAAAUAAGCCCCCCUCCCUUUAAUAAGCCCCCCACUUUUCAGGGAAGAAAGUUAAUAAUCCCCCACCCUCCCCCCUAAUUAUUCCCCCCUACUAAUAAAUGAUAGAUUAUUCAUUAAUCAAUCAUACUGUCUUUUAAUCAAUCACGUCUGUAAAACUUCUUGUCGACUGAUCCGGGAUGGCUUAUUCACUAAUUGGAAGUUCGGAUUUGUUUUUGAUUCUCGGUUGCGCGACCUCCAACUCCUGCUUUUCUACUUGUACUCUAGUUCUGUAUGGAGGACUGACACCAUCGUCUUUUCUUAAUUAAAUAAGCUCUCCCCCCCUCACAAAUAAGCCCCCCCCUCUGUAUUAAGCCCCCCCCCCCCUCUCAAAUAAGCCCGUAAUGAGAACCACGAAUUUGUUAAUGUUUUUACCCUCAAUUGUGUUUUUCUACAAUAACAAGGUUAAUCAGGAGCGUGUUCACCCACCAGCAUCCAUGCAAACUUAUUGGAACAAAAGAAAGUUUUUACGUAAGAAAAAAGUUCAACUCCCACAGGACUGCUGGGACACCAACAUGGCCGCCGUUUCAAUGUUUUGGGACACCAAUAUGGCCGCCGUGACUUCAUGCGAAAACGCUGUAUUACGAUUCAUACCAGUAACAUUGUAAAGAAAAAUCUAUAAAAUACUGUUUGGUUCAGAUUUUCAAACCAUGCCUUGCUAUUGAUAUUUUGUGUGUAGGUUAUCAAUGAUAUUUUACCCAAGCUGGCCAAGAAGAGAACGGACACACUGAUGGAAUUCUGUCAAGACGCUCAGUUUAAACUAGAAGCUAUUCCCAGUAGUACUGUGGAGUAUGUUGAGAGCCUUACAUUCUUGGACGAUAUUCAAGAGAAGGUAAGUAAUAAGGAAGACUUAAUGUUCAUCGUAACAUGAGUUUUUAUCAAAGAAAAUAUUUUAUAGCCUUUCCGCAACUCACUAAACGAUGGCCCAGGAAAUGGCAGGAACCACUCCCUACGUCCGGUCUCCCAAAAAGGGGAAGAUAGAAUGGCAAAGGCAAAGACAAUGUCGUUUUCUUUUGUGGGAUCUCUAGUGAUCAGUAGUGUGCAAUGUUACUGUAGUUGAGGCACAUAUAGUUUGUAGUGGAGAUUGGUUAUGGGAGCCGGCAAAAUCUCUAAGAUCUCCAAGAGUGUAGAAACUGGAAAGUUGUCGACGAUCUCUUUUCGCCAUUGAUAAAAAUAAUAAACAGUUUUUAAGAUCAAUUUCUGGUGUUUUUUCUUUAAAACAGAGAAAAACAAACAAAGCCAUCGAUGCUUCAUUCAAUUGUCUCUUCUUCUAUAGACAAUAGCUUUCUACCAUGAGCUCUGAAAGCACUCAGUUUUUGUUAAAAAUGCAAGCUAGUUUUAUCUUUACACAGAAAAUACCAACAUAGUCUGUCACUCUACCUUUGCCUGGCUCGAGCCACAAAAUAAAAGUUUGUGUUAAUGGCUUUAUACUUAGGUGGAUGAUAUUGAAAGAGAUGCUACUGUUGUCAAAGAGCUGUAUGAUUUGAUUGAAACCUAUAAAGUACCGACUCCACCUGAAGAUCUGGCCGUCUACCAGGUAUGAGCAUUACAAAGUACAUCCAGCCGAUUUGGGAUCAAUUAAAAUUUUAGGUUUCUGGGAAAUUGCCCACCUACCCCUUCCCUAAGCCAGCAUUUUGCCCUAAGUGAGAAUUAAGUGAUAAUGUUGACUUAGGGGAGGGGUGGGAGGUCAGUUUCCCAAAAACCUAGAUUGAUCCCCGAUUUUUUCAAAAAACUAACCAGGCGAAAUUUGCAGCCUUUUGAGUGAAAAAGGGCCAAAUGGGAGAUUUUUUAUCGCCUGAAAAGCUCGAAAAUCACCCCAGCGAAGGGAAAGGAAAGGAGAAAAGGAAAGGGCGAGGAGAAAGAAAGGAGGAGAAGAGAAAAAAACAAUGUUUCACUCUUAGCUUUUAUAUUGGCUACUUAUUUUGGAAAACUGUUUGACGCAAAAGGUCUACAGUUUGGCGGUAACGUUUUCAAAACUCUAGCGAGACAUGUACAUGCAUCCGUUAUUGCUUUGCCGAAAGCGGUUUUGCAAAGGUAAUAAAUCUUAGGCCACGUCUUGUGCUUUCGAAAGGCCAAACAAGAACGAAAUUUAUCCACAUACUUAUUGGAACCGUUUACUCUUAUGGCUGGCAUCGUUCACUUGUGAAGGGAAGUCGAAAGUUAACACAGAAGUUUGCAUGAGUUAACGUAUUUGCGGUGAAAGGACUCAGGGUACGGACAUUUUGAGGGCUGGGUCGUUAUUGCGUCCAACUGCACCAUGGGACAGUUAAUGAAGACGGAUUUUUUGCCAGAUUCCCUGAAAACAGUGUCCCAAAAUAGAUUGUUGUUAUUUUCAAACCCAAGCGGAUUUUUGAGGACAACAUUGUGACAAGUAGACCCGACAGGACGGAAUUAAUAAUGUUUUACUCUUCCUCGCGUUAUAUAUGCGUUAAAGUAAGACCAUCUGUCGAGGAGAUGGCAUAACAGGUUUUUAGGUGAUGACAUUCACCUCUUUCAUAGUCUGCGAGCAGUCUCGCUUUUCUUCAGAUUUUGUGAGGGGAGUGCACGCGCGCGCGAGCGUCGAGCGGCGAAGCGCCUUCAGUCACGCGCGUGAAAAAAACAGGGACUUCUCGUGGUCCUACUCUAUCUUUUUCACGAUUAAAUAUAUUGUUUUGUUUUUAUGUAUUUGCAGACCCUUAGACCGACGGUUACGGCUGUUAGAAAUGUGAUUGAUAAGUCGUUAGCAGAGAGAGAUGCCAACAUUGACAAGAUGUGCACACAUAUCGAUAAAGAUAUUGUUUCACUGGGCAAGGAAGUCAAAGAAGUCAAACAAAAAGCGCAGGUGAGGUUGAAUUACGAGGGUGCUUUCGAUUGAUUGUACUCCAGAAUAAGAAUACAAGAGAUUUGCAAGAAAACUUUUACGUACCGUGAUUUUUGGGCCACGUAAACGCUACAUUACAUCGGGAUAUUUUAUUUCAAGCAGAUUUCAAGCUAUUACAAAGCAAUGAACGCCAAAAUGAGUUUUUUUAGAGUUGAGUUCUUCUAUUCUUAUCCCAGAAUACGGUCAGUUGAACACGUCAUGAAAUCCUUGAGGGUCCGCAACCACUCUGAAUCCUUAGCCAAUCACAAAGCGCAACAGUUCAAGACCUUACUAGUCCUGGAAGUACAUUAUAAAUAAACACUGAUUAAAAACUGCUUUAUUAGCAAUCUGUCAUGAAAUAACAUUCUAACGACUUAACCCAUUGACUCCGUUGCAAUUUCAUUGGCGCAAUAGGAUCCCAAGAUCUUGGACUCCAGUUCCCAGUCUGGAGAUAUCAUUCAGUACCUCGGAGGCCUGCUGGAGAAAAUGGAGACGCUCAAUAACCUGGCAUCAACUUACAAAUCACACCAAAAGAACUUCAAGGUGAUUAUAUCUUUAUAGUUAUACUACUCUAGUUUUCCUAUAUAUAAGCCCGGCCUUUCGUUUGCGUACCAGCAUUUAGCAAGUGGCCGUAGAAUUGACGGGAAUAUAAAGAAUUACAGAUUGAAGAAUUUAAUAGAAAUCGAUAAAGGUCAAAAUGAGACAGAGAUUGGCACAAGUAGCGAAGGGUAACAUGAAGAGAAAUAUAGCGUUCGAGUCAAAUGUCGUCCCAGCUUUUUCAAGUCUAAUUCAACUGUGUGAUUCACUAUGCUCUGUUUGUUAUGUACUUGUUAUUUUAUCCAUACAAGUCUUUCGUUUUGCCAAAUUAAGUUUAAGAGUUCGUUUUUAUGGAAAACUGUAUCUAUCUCGAGCUAUUUCCCCCCCUCUCUGUAGAGAUUUAAUUGUAACAUACAUAUUGAAUCAUGCUUUUCAGGUUGAAGUGGCCAAGUUUGAAGAACUUGAAGAGGUUCAUGCCGAGCUGAAACUGAAACAGUCACUGUGGAAUUCACUUGUGGACUGGGAUGUGGCUAAUGAUGAGUGGCUUGAGGUAAGGUACAUCACUUCUCCGGCGGGUGUGUGAAUAUCGGAUGAAACACUCUUUUUUGUGUUGGAUAUUUUACUUCUCAGUAAUUCUCUGUCUUUGGAUAUGAGGUGAGACACUCCUUCACGUGUUUGAUCUAUCACUUUUCGGUGUUUUUACUGUUUGGAUAUCAGUUGAAACACUCCUUCUCGUGUUUGAUGUAUUACUUUUCUGUGUUUGGAUAUCAGAUGGAACACUCCUUCUCGUGUUUGAUAUAGUUUCCAUAUUUAGACAUCAGACGAAACACUCCUUCUCAUGCUUUAAAAAUUACUUCACGGUGUUUGAAUACCUCAUGAAACACUCAUAGUGUUUCAUAUACUACUUUUCGGUGUUUGGAUAUCAGAUAAAACACUCCUACUCGGGUUGAUAUAUAACUUCUUUGUAUUUGGAUAUCAGAUGAAACAUUCCUACUCGUGUUUGAUUUAUCACUUCUCGUUGGUUAUACCGAAUAAAACACCCCAUCUCGUGUUUACUACCGUACAACAUACCUUGAUUUGUUUUUUCAGACUCCUUUUGAAGAGCUUAACCCUGAAACUCUAAGCAAUCAAGUCAUGAAAUACGCCAAGACGGUGAUGCAGCUUGAAAAAGGCCUACCACCUAACUCAGUGGUACCAAUACUGAAGGACAAGGUGGAAGGGAUGAGACACAAGGUAUUGGACCACCACCUGAACUCUCUGAUAUUGUCUUACAUGUAUUAGUGUAGAAACUGUUUAAUGUGCGUGUCUUUUUUAUGCUUGGAAGUGUUUUUGUGUUCUAGCCACCUUAGGAAAUAAUGGAAAAAAUCUGAAACUCUUUUGCAAGGCUUUAAGUUAAAAACGUAAUGUCUUAUUUCAGUUACCAGUUAUUACAAACCUUCGCAACCCUGCUCUUAAACCGCGACAUUGGGAACACAUUCAGCAGAUCUUUGGAUAUCACUUCACUGAAGAAGAACCUCUUACUUUGGGAUUACUCAAUAAGAUUGACGCAUUUGAUCACACUGAGGCCAUUGAAGAAGUUUCUGGACAAGCAUCAAGCGAGGCAUCCCUAGAGGGAAUCCUGAAAAAGGUGAGCUUUUAGACCAGUGUCAUUCGAGCGACGUAAGAUAACAUCCAUCUAGCGCUGACAAUAGAAACGCCCACGUCUCUCUUUUUUAUUAUUGUUUUAAUGUUAAUAAAGAGCAGUAAGUAGCCUGAGAAAACAGACGAUACAUCGAGACGCCACAAACGGUUUCCCCGCGAAAUGACGUCUGAGAAACGAGUGCAAAAAUUCCACACUGAUGACGCGUCUUUACCCAGAUCCGGGUAGUGCUUCUGAUUGGUUGACGCAAAUUUCACACGCGGCACGACCAAUCAGAAGCAGUAGCCAGAUCUGGGUAGUGACACGUCAUCAGUAUGGAAUUUCUGCGCUCGUCUCUUUCUUACAACAUUUCGCCGGGAAACCUUUGGUGGCGUCGCAAAAUGUCGUCUGUUUUCUCAGGCUAAGCAGUAAGGGAAUAUCCAUCGAUACUGUUUGAAAGAGAGCCUUAACGAAAGGUAGCUUACUAGGCUUAAAGGUGAUACGUCCAUAGAGAGCGAAGGUGCACAGGGUCCUGGGGAGAUGUGUUUGUCGUUAGAACAUCAAAACCCGUCGAAAACCUUUGAAAAAAUGGGUUAUUUUGAUCGCGUUACAGUUUCGUUCCACAUUCUAUAGACCGCAAACCAAGAGACUGAGGGCUCGCAAGAUCGGCUUGCAGUAUAAAAUACGCACAAAAGCGAAGAAUUCGUUUACAGUAGAUUCAUAAAGAUCCCUUUGGGCUAAUUAAUCGUGCUAAGCGACGGUAAUUCACUUAUUCACACGAAACUCCUCUGGACUCUGUGAAUGUAUUGCUCCACAAAGUCGCGAAAUUUUACAGGCGUUUGUAUGGUGGGAACACUAAGGGAAUAUCCAUCGAUACUGUUGGAAAUAGAGCCUUAAAGUAAGGUAGCUACUAGGCUUAAAGGUGAUUCGUCCAUAGAGAGCGAAGGUAUUGCUCCACAAAGUCGCGACAUUUUACAGGCGUUUGUAUGGUGGGGACACUAAGGGAAUAUCCAUCAAUACUGUGUGAAAGAGAGCCUUAAAAUAAGGUAGCUUACUAGGUUUAAAGGUAACACAUCUGAAGAAAGAGAGCAAAGAUAUUGCUCCACAAAGUCGCAAAAUUUUAUAGACGUUUGUGUGGUGGGGGGCACUUGCAAAUAGGUCUUUCCCGAUUGUGCUCGUAAAAUGCUGGAAAGUUGCUCACUGGAAUGCCAAAAAGUUGCCACCUAAAUUUCAAAAGUUGCCAUCUAAAUUUCUUGAUAUUUUUAUAUAUACGUUAAUUAAAAGCUUUAUUUUCCGUUCUUCACAAUAAUUACUAAGAUCGGUCAAGAAAAAUAGCUGGAAACUUAGCUAUUUCUAAUUAAAAGAAAAAAACAUUUAAAAAAAUUAAAAAUUGAAAAAAAAGAUAAACAUUCAAGAAAUUCGCAUGAAUUGAAGUUUUCUAUGAAAUCGUUGACUUUUUCGUGCUUGAUAUGUGCUUUACACCUAUAUUUUGCUCAAAAGUUGCUCAGAAAGGCAAAAUUUGUUCGAGAAGGCUAGAACCGCAAAAAGUUACUACAAACGCCAAAAGAUGCUCAAAAGUUGCCGAGCACAAUCGGAAAAGGCCUACUUGCAAACUUGGCAACUUUACUGAUUAUAACGCGUUCUUUCCAGCCUUGCUGACGUAUUUUAGCUAACUGGUCCCAGUCGAAAAUUGAAAAAACCUUGUAAGUGUCUAUUAUUUGAGCGAAUCAUAUCUCAAAGCUGAAUUCAAGUGUGUGCGCGUCAAGCACGAUUUGAAAAAUGCAUACCGGAAGUUUCUUAGUCUGCGCACGCAGUCCUUUUAGAUCGUAACGACUACCCUCUCAAAAAUAACUUUGUAUUAGGUGGCACCUUUUCUGCCCACCUACCCCUCCCCUAAGCCAACAUUUGCCCUAAGUGAGAAGUAAGUGUUAAUGUUAGCUUAGGGGAGGGGUAGGUGGGCAGUUUCCAGAAACCUAAAUUGGUCCAGAUUAGAUGUAGCGGAUUCAGCGAAAGGUUUACUGAUGUAUGACGUAAAUGUUCUGACGACUUCCACCUUUCUGUUGUGUUUUUCCUUUUCGUCCGUGUUUGUAGGUUGAAGAUUCUUGGAAGCAGACAGAAUUCAUCGUGUUGCCCCAUCGUGAAUCCAAAGAUGUGUUUAUUCUGGGAGGAAUCGAUGACAUUCAGGCUUUGCUGGAUGAUAGCAUGGUGAAUGACAGUUCAUUUGUCAAGUCAGUCUGGGGCGUAGCCAGCUUUUCUACUAGUUGUAGGCCUGGCUGACUUUCAUUUCCACAUAUCCUGAAAAUUGCACGCAUGACUUUGAGCUCUUAAGCUUUUUAACUCACCCCAACAAAGCAUAAUUUAUUACAAGCGGUAGAGUGAUCAAAACAAAAAUUUGUAGGCCCAAGCCUACAAUUCUAUGGGCUUGUUACGCCCUUGUCAGUCAUUUUAGCUGAUCUCGUGUUCCCCAUUACACGCAGGAAAAUGAUACUUAAAAAUUGCGAAGGUUUAAGAUUCUUUUAAAAGUGCUUAGAAAAUUUAACGGAAGAGAAAGAAUUUAACUGAGCUAUGUUUAAUAGAUGCUUGUACUGAAGAUUAAAUAUCACAUGGAACGUUAAUGUCGUCCUCAGCCCGUACACCGUAAUUUUUAGGGAGUUAUUAUAACUCCAAAAAUGGAGUAAAAAUUUUAGUUACAGGAUAACCCCUUUUUGGGGGUUAUUUUAACUCCUAAUUUAACUCCGAAUUUGGGGUCAUUUUUACUCCUGAAAAAGAGUUCAUGUUACUCCCAAGUCUGGAGUUAAAAUUACUCCGAAAUGGGGUUACUUGUACUCCUUACAGGGGUUGUUUUUACUCUUUUUGGAGUUAAUUUAACUCUGAAAGUGGAGUAAAAAUUUUAGGUACAGGAUAACUCCUUUUUUGGGGUUAUUUUAACUCCUCAAUAUCUGGGGUCACUUUUACUCCUGAAAAAGAGUUCUUUUAACUCCUUUUUGGAGUUAAAAUAACUCCACGAAAAAUAACUCCACUGUAAGGAGUUAAAUUAGCCCCACUAGAGGAGUUAUUAAAACUCCCUGAAAAUUACAGUGUAAUAAGUCAUCUGAUAUGAUGCACCUACGAUCGCAGAAAAAUCAGGAUCAUCUUAAGAGCAGUGAAGCUGUGUUGAAAAUUUAUUCUUUUACUUGUAGAUCAACAUUUCCACCAUUGCUGGUUCUCGUCACGUUGGACCCAUCAGACCAAGAGUGGAAGACUGGCAAAGGCAGUUGCAUCUCUUCAGCGAAACUCUGGUGAGAUAUUUAACAAUUAUUCCACGAGUGUGCGUUGAACAUAAGAUGGUACUAUGAUCAUCUCAUAUCCAACAAGCGCGAGUGGAAUAAUUGUUUUAUUAAAAACGCUCUCAAAAUAUCGAGAAUUCUUCCCGACUGUAUUUGUAUAAACAACCGAUUUUCAGCUUGUUUUUAAUUUUGAGCAGACGCUUGCAGUUACCAUAUUUGGAGAGCAUGGUAUAAUGGCCCAAAUACCAUGAUGGCAAAACCAAUCGGAGCUCUAAAAUUGCGUUAUCCAAUGAUUCAGCAAAGAAAGCAGUAAAUGAGCAAGCGCUUACCGCGGAGAAACCCACGUGCUCACCUCAUGAUUGGGUUAUAUUCAACUUCUGAUUGGUUGUGAAAAUGGCGCGACUUGAUUACUUCUUACUAGUCAGCGCCAUUCAUGGGAUAGCGCAUGUGAGAACCUUGUAAAUGGCUUGUGAUUGUUUGAAGAAAAAGCUGCGACUUACUGUUGAUUCUCCAAAUCCUUCUUUGUCUAGGAUGAGUGGAUGACAUGCCAGCGUAAUUGGUUAUAUCUAGAGAGCAUCUUCAGUGCUCCCGAUAUCCAGCGCCAGCUUCCCGCCGAAGCCAAGAUGUUUUUAACAGUGGACAAGUCUUGGAAAGAAGUUAUGAGAAAAGUGCACAGGCUACCCAAUGCUCUCAGGGCUGCCACACAACCUGGUUAGUCAUUUUAUGCAUGCGUACGGCCUUCUCAUAAAAUUAAUUUUGGUCUGUUCGCUUUUUUCUCUUGUUCUUUAACUUGAUGCGUUCUUAGUUUCUUAGCUGCCCAGGCAGACAUGGGUCUCUAAUAAUUUCUAAAUGUAUACCAGUUUUAUGUAUACAAAGCAAGUUUGGGUAUCAAGGUUUGUUAAUAAAGGCCAGUGUCAUAAGUAGAUAUGAUCGUCCUGGUGCAGUACGUUGUGGUGUCUACCACGAUGCGUCCUCUCACGCGCUUAACUUCCUCACAGGUUUAUAUUAAUUGAUUAACUUUUUUGUAAUCUCUUUAAAGCAAGACGUGAUACAUUUUCCUCUAAAACAUCGAUACGAGUUGAGUUGUGUAAAUUAUUUUUAAAUGAAUACUUCGUAACUCAUGUUCUUAUUUGUUGCCCAGGUUUACUGGAGAUUUUUCAAAAUAAUAAUGCUCUUUUGGACCAAAUUCAGAAGUGUUUGGAGGCGUAUCUGGAAUCUAAAUGUGUUAUUUUCCCAAGGUACACAUCAUUGAGCUUAUUAUUCUAUCGUGAAAUGAUAAAUUGCCAAUCAGUGAUUUAUCAAUUAUUUCACUUGUUAAUAGAAUGACUGUGAAAGAGUAGAAAGAUUAAUUUUGAAAGGCCGUUGGAGCUAAUGGUUUUGACUGUUUACAGUUGCAUUUGCGACUUAAAAUUUCUUUUAAUUGCGACCAAAAAGCAAAGAGGAGUAAAAGUUGUGAAAUAUAUCUUGAAAUGUUCAUUACAUCUCGAGCGGGGUUAGACAAAAACGAUUCUGAGCCUCCGACGAGGAUUUGAACCCUUGAAAAACCCAUGGUAAGCUUUUACUGCAAGUUUCUUAUGCGAUAACCGUCCUGCAUACUGUAGGAACCGGAAGCGUGAAAGCAUUGUUGAUAAAUGUGAAGGAUGGAAACCUUCCAUCUCGAUGCUCACAGGUUCAUGUUGUGAGAGGUUUUUGUGUUGCUUGCAGGUUUUGCAAAUUAGUUGUUAUUAUUAUCAUUUUCAACUACUGACCGCCAUUUAUAUAUUACAUUCCUUCUGACUAUAGGUUUUACUUUCUGUCGAAUGACGAGUUGUUGGAGAUCCUGUCACAGACAAGGAAUCCCCACGCAGUUCAGCCCCAUCUGCAGAAAUGCUUCGACGCCAUUGCAAAGUAGGUUGAUCGCUUCGUUCUUUUUAGAUAAACGCAUGACACGUUUGUCUCUAAGUUGCUGCAGCAAGUGUACAUCGCAGUUGUUUAGCUUUAUAAUCAUGUAGAAAGAGUAUAAGGAAAUCCGCGCCGUAAUAAGUCUAUUAUAUACUACUUAUUAACCUCGUCUGUUCGGUCAUUACAGGGAAAUCUCAGACCUCGGCCUUGAUGUAUUGGCCGAGUGAAGCUGAAGCGCUUUACAAAGAAUGUCCUUCAAAUUUGGGCUGAAUAGACGAUUUCUUCAAUUUUCAUUUCUCUUCAAUUAGCAGAUAGCGAUAGUUCAUGUUUGUAAUCAUCUUUUUUGUCGUUCAGAUAUGCCAACCACUGAAACAGAGGUACCCUUUGUUUCAAUAGACUAUAUGAGUCUCUGAUUGGCACAUUAUUUUGGAAAAAAUAGCCAAUAAAAGUUUUGAAUACUAGUGCAAUGGCAAGGCGAAAUAAUUUUCAUGCUAUCUAAAAUUGUAUCCUCUUGAUUCCGAAAUCUUUUUCAGACUGGAGUUUGGCACCACUGCGCAGGCGCCAACUACACCUCAAUCAGGAGCAGAAAAACCGCUGACCCCAACUGGAGACAGACGUGAGUGAAACAACGAUUACAGUUUCGUGCUAGUAACCGAUUGAUCUUGAUCCAUGCCCCGGCAAAAUCUGCGGGGAUGCCAGACACGUGUCCCUAAUUCCACCCAGGCCGAGUUGUUCUAAAGGUGGACAACGCUAUCCACUGAAUGAAUCUCUAUCCAGUGGAUAAAGAAGCGAUUGGUUUCCUAAUUCUAAUUCUCUGGAUAGUGAUUUAUCCGGUGAAUAGCGGUAUCUGACGGUUUCACAACCGGGGCUUGGUGUUUAACAUAAUCUCGCUGUAUUAGGAGUGCGUUCUUUUACGUCGAACGCAAUACGUUUAUCAUGUAGGAAGUUUUUCAUAACGUUGGUGUGUUUUGAGGCUUAUUCGAUUUUUCAGUAUUUAUUUUCCUUAUUCAGUUGCUUUUUCUUCAACAGCCACCUCGGCUGGCAAGGCUGCUGAAACAAAAACAAAUGAUAUCUUAGCAAUGAUUUCCCCAGAAGGAGAAAGAGUUGGACUCACCAAGGUAAUAAAUAUAAUUAUUUCUUUCUUUGUCAACGAAAAAACCCUUUGCUGUCCAUUUUAUAAUGAAAUCAAAGGGCGCUUUCCAAGAGUCAGAACUGGCUGGCCAGACCAUGGCUGGAGCAGGCAUUUUGACAAAGAAAUAGUCUUUUUCUGAGAGUUUUUGCUGAAAAACCACCUCCUUCCUUAUAGCGAAUACCCCGUUAUAACGAAUUAUCUGGUUAACAGCAACAAUAUUCGUUAUAGCGGGGUAAUGUAAUAAAUAACAAUUACCAAAAAUUCAAUACUGCACAUUAUUUUUAUUCAUUUGAUACUGUAAACUGUAAGUGUAAAGCGCUGACAAUCCAGACAACAAAUUCAAAAACACUUUCAAUUAAAGCAAGUUGUGAUUUCUACUCAAAUCUGUCGCUUUUACAGACUGCUACGAGCGAAUGGACAAAAUAUUUGUUACAGCGGGGUAAAUUGUGCGUUAGGACCGUCAAAAUCUAUUCGUUAUAGCAGGGAUUUUUUUAAAGCGGAGUUUGUUUCCACAUUUUACUGUAAUUCUGCCGGGCUUUCAGAUGUUUUUCGUUAUAACGGAGUCUUCGUUUUAGCGGGGUUCCACUGUAAUUUGGCUACUUUGUCUUGUCAUUUAGGGUCUGAAAGCUCGUGGUAACGUUGAAGACUGGCUGGGUAAAGUGGAAGAAUCUAUGGUGUCAUCACUCAGACGGCUCGCUAAAGCUUCUAUUGCUGACUAUGAAAGCAGACCGAGGGAGGAGUGGGUCACACAACACCCCAGUCAGGUGAUUUGGUAGCGACAAACUACAAUCUUACUCAGACGGUUUGGAAAGGGUAGAAGCUCUUGCUUCUAUCCCCUCAAGCCUAGUGUAGUGUUGCACAAAUUUGAACUCUCUGAGCAUUCUUUCAAUACUUCCAACAAGGCUUUGGACUUACAUUGUAUUGGAUCCAGGUCUGUCCUUGCUGGGUUUGUCUUGGCUGAACUUCAUUGUCUAGAGCGUUUCUUUUAUAUAUAGCGGUUUUAGUGUUAUGGGGUAUGGUAAAGAUAGACAACUGUUAUUGUUGUUUUGCAUAUCUGUAUGUCUAACUUCUUAUAUUUUCUCGCAGAUUGUUUUGACCGUCUCUCAGACCAUGUGGUGUAGAGACAUAACAGAAUGCCUACUCACUGAAGACGACAGAUUAGAAGCCAUGAAGAACGCUGAACAGAUGUGUGUUACGGUACGUUUAUACUGGAAUCUGAAUUAGCUUCACUGAUACCCCUUUCUCAGUGGGAGCGAGAAACUGAAAUCACUUUCUAGCAAAUGUUCUUAGGACGUUGUCUCUCGCGACUAAGCCCUUGGAAGGUCCAUCUAGGAGGCUAGGAGAGGACAAAACCACGUAAAAACAGCGUUGAUCAGUCUCUCAGGUGAUCAAAAGGCGAGAAGAAAAGGGAAGCUGGCUCGCGAGGACGCAUACAGUUGUCUCACACCUCUUUAAAACCUUUAAUUUCAUUGACGUCCUAUAUGUCCAGGGAACGAGCGAGGGAAGACGGAGACCCUUACAUUCUCAUGCGCACGUUUUGCUUUUUAUAUAGCCUGUUACGCAGAGUAACAAAGGCGGGGGUUGUAACGAAACAAACUCUUACCCACAAUCCCUCUCUCUCUUUUCCUCUGAAGCGAACGGAUCUUGGGAACGAGUUUGCUUCUGAACGAAAAAAAAUUGUCAUAUAAACGACGAGUGUGUUGUUAUUUUUCUCAGAUAUUAAGACUAAACCGAGUGAGAGGAAGCGCACAAAGUGGCUUCUUGUUAGGAACUGACGCGCGAAAGUGUCGAUAUUUUCUGGGGGCACGUGCGUUUUGCGCGUUUUAAUAGAAAAAGAGAUAUCUCGUUCACUUUCGAGCAAAAUGCGAAGACGGGACAAGAGCGACUGAAUGAAUAAUGGAAGACUUUGUAUUUUGUUUUACCCAGAACCUGAACAAACUGGCAGCCCUGGUUCGUGGAGAGCUUCCUAAACUUACAAGAAACAUCCUGUGUGCUUUGAUCACCAUUGAUGUUCAUGCCAGGGAUAUAGUUACUGGAAUGGUGGCACAUCAGGUCAGGCCACUUAAGAUUGCUUUUAAUCAAAAUUGUUAUAAACGAUUUUUCAAAUUGCACGUUGUACGAUAUGGUGGGAAAAAGAAUACCAAGCAAAAGUACUAGUAAAAUGGUUUAUUUAAAUGGUCGCGUCCAAGAAGUUUUUUCAUUCAUAGGCUCGAAAGGUAAAAGAACCGUCCACAGUCAGCCCACGCUUAAGCAUUCCAUCUACGCAAUCAAAAUGUAGGAGUGAGUACAUUGACCAUGCAAUUGAAUGGUUGGUAAUAGGAUUACGAGGAUCCCAGUUCUGUCUGAAAUGCUACAAGUGAUCAAACAGAGUUGUGAAAGAUGGAUUCUCUUAAAUUAAUCAGGAGUAUGAUUAAAGGCGUGAUAAUAAAUGUAAUUUUGUAACCCAUUUAUCAAAACCGUAUCACAAUUUAAGAAACACUUUCAGGUAAUUUCUACAUACUAGAGUUUUUAGCCAAAACGUAUGGGUAAAAGAACCCACUCGAGUUCAACUUUUCAAUCACGGUGCGCGAAGUGACGCGUAGUAACUAUGCUGGUCUAUUGAUUCUGAAAUAACUACGCCUGUUUGUUGAUGAUGUCAUUGAAAAAAAGGCAAAAAUAUAAACAAACGAACAGAAAACAUUGUGUUCAAGUAGUACUGCGAAGUAUUAUAACUUUUGCAGUUUUUUUUCUCUCCCAACCAUUUCAGGUUGAUAAUGUGAACAGUUUUGAGUGGGUAAAACAGCUGCGUUAUUACUGGGACCCAGACCUGGAUAACUGUGUUGUGCGCAUGUCUAACUCACUCUACAUAUAUGGUUAUGAGUACCUUGGAGCUUCGCCUCGCCUGGUCAUCACUCCACUAACAGUAAGUGGUUGUUUUAUGUAAUAUUUAUGCAUAUACACAGGUUUAAUUUCUCUUGUAUUCCCCGGCCGGCAUACAAUCCCCUGCCAGCGCAUAGCUUGGGUCGGUAUGCGUAUUUAGGUGGUGACGCCGAUUUUGUCUGCAGUUAAAAAUUUAGAGUCCCAUGUUCACCCUAAACCGCUUUUUCUCGCUUGUCUUUUUGUUUGAAACGCUACAACUGAAGCCUCAGAUAUUCCGAAAAAAAUUAUGCCGAUAAAAGUUGAAUUUGCUCCCCUAAGGUAAUUUGUAGAUUUUCGCUUACAUGUAAAUGAGCACGUUGAGGCAAAAAAAUUUGGGGGAACUUGAACCUUAAAAGCUGCAUUUCAUGUAAUAUAUCAAACAUGAGAUGCAGUGUUUCAUCACCAGAUGAAACACCGAGAAAGAAGGUUUGUUCCGAAAAACGACGCGCAUUCGAGUAUUUUUUGACGAAAAUUUUGAGGUGUUUCAUCUGGUGAUGGUUGCCCUUGUUAUCGAAAAGCUCUUUUGUCAGAACAAUCAAACAAAAUCAUUUUUGAAGGAGAAAUUAAGGAUGCAAAAAUGAGCUGUUUUGCAUCUGAUAUCCCAACACUCAUUAAACAUUAAUUUCCGUUGAAUUUUCUUUAUGAAUUAUUAAUGAGUUUGAGAAGCUCUCGUCUUUAACUUUACUCUAUUCAUUGUAAAGGUAGCAUAAAAUAAGAUCCUAUUCUACACUAACAGCAGGGUAAAGAGCUCUUUAUAACCUUGUUUUCCGUUCAUUUUAGGAUCGCUGUUACUUGUGUUUGAUGGGAGCAUUACAACUUGACUUAGGAGGAGCGCCCGCAGGGCCUGCUGGGACAGGAAAAACAGAGACCACUAAGGUGAAUGAAUUACAUUGAAGUUUUGCUUUGUAUCUGUUCAAGAAAAUAGCAAAUUAUUUCAUGCAUCAUGAAAGGGAACAUCAUGCCAACACCUGUAGUACUUUUCCUCGCACUCUGUGCUAUUCUUAUUUGUUUUCCUAAACUUUGUUUUCCGUUCCGAAAAUUUGGUGACAGUAUUUUAUAAGAGAUCUUCCGUACCCUUAAAAAGACAAAGUGUUUCAACUCUGGCAAACACGCUGAUUCCUCAUUGUAGGUGAAAAGAGUGAUUUAUUCCCUUUUGACUGUGUUUGAGAACCCCUUGAAGUGCGUUUAAGAUACUCCCCUACGUGUCGUAUUUUCAACUCUUCUCGGAGUUUGACAUGUAGUAACACACUUCAACCUGUGUUUGGUAAAUAACGCAAAUGUACUCUCUACUUCCAGGAUUUAGCCAAAGCCCUUGCGAAACAGUGUGUGGUAUUCAACUGCUCCGAGGGGCUGGACUUCAAGAUGAUGGGAAGGUUCUUCUCUGGAUUGGCGCAGUCAGGGGCCUGGUGCUGUUUUGAUGAGUUUAACAGGAUUGAUAUUGAAGUGUUGUCUGUCAUUGCUCAGCAGCUGCUUACCAUCAGAAACGCUAAAGUUGCAAAGGUGAUUAGUAUACCUUAUUUGAUUAUCAGCAAGAAACAGGGCGUUGUCCAUUUGCACCCUAAAAUGGUAAUGAGAAGUCCGCGAAACAAAAGCAAGCGCGCACUUCGAAUAACCGUCCACCCCGUAGAUAGGAGAAGUUAAUAGCGUCCAGCCUCAAAUAACCGUGAUUUAGAAACACGUUUACAGUAAACGCCAGGUUCAAGUUGACCGUGUGGCAAAUAUUAGGAAAUAAGUAGAAAAAACCGGUGCAUGAUUAUUCUUAGGUAUGAAUUAAAACUGGCGUUAAACUACUUAUUUUUGAGUCAAUAUAAUCAGCAGUAAAAGAAAGAGAACGCCACCAAUUCAUCUGCACAAAUUACAGAAGAGACUGCCGCUCUUGCUUUGAAUUGUGCAGGCACAGAAGACGCUGUCAAGUGCACCUUGUCCAGAGCAAAAAUCUAAGGAGACUGACCAAUGCCUACUAGAAGACAAGUAGUGGGAAAAUUCAGUCACGUGGCACAAAUUGGUCUCUUAACUACUAUUAUGUGUUUAUUACAGGCAUCACGCUUUAUGUUUGAAGGCCGUGAAAUCAAACUCAUCCCAAGCUGUGCUGCAUUUAUCACUAUGAAUCCCGGAUAUGCUGGGCGUACAGAGCUGCCUGAUAACUUGAAAGCUCUGUUCAGACCAAUGGCUAUGAUGGUGCCAGAUUAUGGUAAGCUAAUCAUCUUCUGCGGCCCCUGAAAAAUAUCCCGCAUAAGAUAAUAAGAAAAAACAAUCCCAAAUUCCAUGGUUGUAAAGAUGCUUUAUAACAAGGAGUCCAGAGUAAUAGAUAACCGACGUUUAAUCUACAUGCUUACUACACCGAUCUGACAGCCUCGUGCUCACACAUCCGGGAAUCCUAGUCUACACAAUACAAUCCCAUAUAUGGUAGCAACACUAUAAAUAUAUGGUAACGACACUACAGUGGUGUUAAAUAUUGAAAACACUAGUACCCUGUGAAAGUGCUGAAAGCUGAAAAAGGUUUCAUAUAAACGUUAAACGCUUUUCCUAACAGAAUUCCGUAGCAAUUUGUCACCACGUACGAAGAUGAUGAAAGUCAUACUUGUAUGAGAGACCUUUAAACUCUAAGACGAGUACGACUACAAGAACGAGAUUUUCUCAUUAAUAAGAAGUGCGCACGCACGAACCAGCGUCAUUUUGGCGGGAAAAGAUGAUAGCCGUCGUCAUCCUACUACAGAUUUUCAGAGCGAGAAUGUCGUUGUAGCGGAAGCAAGUUAUCAAAUGUUAGAAGUUUUAUCGUUUUAGCAUCAGGAGAGGGUUUAACCACCCUUCAUUAAAAGAUGAUAGUGCCAACGUUUCUGGCGGGAAAAAGUACGAUGAAACUUUCCGGGGUAAAUAUUUUGAGAGCGAAAAGAUUAAGAAAUGCAUUUCUGCUCAAGUUGGUGGCAGUCUCCACUAUUUGAAUCUCGAUAAAUUUGAUGACACAGCUCCUUCAAAUAUACAAUUCACCAAACAUGUAUCCUUAUUCCACAGCCUUAAUCGCUGAAGUGAUUCUAUACUCCGAAGGCUUUGAGUCCUCGAAGAACCUGGCUCGUAAGAUGGUGCAAAUGUACCGCCUCUGUAGCGAGCAGUUGUCCCAACAAGAUCAUUAUGAUUUUGGUAUGAGGGCUGUCAAAUCAGUGCUUGUCAUGGCUGGUGCACUCAAGAGAGGCAAUCCCAAUCUCAAUGAAGAUAUUGUGCUUAUUAGGGCUCUCCGAGAUAGUAAUCUGCCCAAGUUUCUUAAACAGGAUGCUGAGCUUUUCAGAGUAAGUUUUGGCCCUUGUAAGGGAAACCAAGACAGUCUUGGAUUCCGGAAUCCAGAAUCCAGGUACCACAUUCCAGUCUCGGUCAGUGGAACUUGGAUUCUGGAUUCCAAACUUAAGUAGGAUUCCAGAUUCCACUAGCAAAAGUUUCCAGGAUUCCUGAUACCAGAAGCAAAAAUUUCCCAGGUUCUGGAAUCCAGUGUCCCUUACAUGGUGCGAUACGUUUUAUAGAAAGGUUUAAGGUCAUUCGUCUGUUACCUGCGAGCAACCUUUCCCCGCCCCUCACACACGCGUCUCCUUUCGCGUGUGGCUCUCGCGUGACUUCUCGCGACUAACCCAAAUGGAGGGCUUGCUCGCAGGCUAACGCGUCUGGAAUAGAACCUACAGUGAGUUUUUGGUCAAACUUUACCGAUUGCUCGUUUAUAAAGAAGAAAAUAUCUAGGUUUAAGGAGGCCAAUGCAAAAGUCCACUUUCGAAUUCGUCGCGGCUGCUGAAUAGGGGCACUGAAGACUCAUUUAUACAGGGCUAGCCUCGACCUAAAGUAAAAUAUUCACAAAUACCGGCGAGAAGGUGCCUGAAUUUGAGUUCAAAACAAUAUACACGGUAGUACGUAAGUCUUCUUCUGACUGAAAUAUGUGCAUAUGUUUACCUUAGGUCGAGGCUAACCCUGUAUAAACGGGUCUUCAGUUCUUUUCGGCAGCGGCAACAAAUUCGAAACUGGACUAUGGGUUUGAAUAAGCAGAUAGGGGGAAGACCUUUCAUUGUCAAGCUUGUCUCGCGCUCCACUUUCGCUUCAUACUAGCCUGAAAAAUGCAAAAAAAAGCGCCUGUCCUGCAUGCUACAUUGAGAAUGAGUUUUCCAAAUUUCGAAAAUUUCGAAAUGAGUGUACAGAGCGCGUGUCACACAUUGGAAAGCUUCCCAAGAAUAAUUUCUCACUUGACGCCUAAACUUUCUCUUUUUUGAUGCUUUUAUGCUUCUGACCUUGAGUCUACACGAUAAUCAUGCCGUUUCCUUGAUUUUAUUAUUAUUACCCGCGAUAACUAACCCUACUUUUUUCGCGCUAAUUGGAACCAAAACCGAUUUCUUUGACAACGUUUUUACCCUCGGUUGUUGUUAACUCGAACUCCCGCUAACGAACCAAUCUUCUUUUCCCCUCAGGUCCAUUAUUUUUUGCCCUCGAUAACUCGUGUUUUGAGCCCUUAAAAUCGGGAAAAAAAGGUCUAGAUUCCGAAACAUUGAAUUUUGGAUUUCCCAUGACUGUUGUAAAUAGUUUACUAGUGGAGGCUGAUGUUGAUUGUCGAAGAAUGUUUUCUCAAAACAGUAAAACGCUAUGUUUUGUUACGUUACGUUCUGAUAUAUAAUCUAGAAGUAUCUUUUAAUUUUCACUUGACAUUUCUACAAUUGAAUGUGAUAAAAAUGUUCACUGUGCAGUAAAACUGUUUUUUACCUUAGUCUUGGCUAUUUUCUUUGGGAUCCCGAUAACUCGAACCUUUUUUCGAUUUCCCUUGAAGGUUCGAGUUAUCGUGAGUCGACCGUAUUACUACUACUACUUUUUUAAAGCUAUCUUUGACAACGUUUUUGUUGUUGUUGUUGUUUUGUUUUCCAGGCCAUUCUUUCAGAUCUGUUCCCUGGAAAGGAGAUUCCAGAUCACGACUACGGCAAAUUGCAAGCUACUAUCGAAGAAUGUUUGCUGAAGAAAGGUUGCCAGGUAUUGCUUUCAUUCUCUCUGGACUCAAUAUAUUUACCGCGGCAGGUUUAGCUCCUCGGUCGCUUGACUGGCUCUUAAAAUGACCACGUAAAAUGAAGGUACUUCCUUUGUCCUUCAAACGGCUAGACCUUCGCGUGGCUCGGAUGACCACGUAAAAUGGCGGUCCCGUCGUAAAAAUAGUGUCCACAGUUAUUACUUUCGUGCUAAAUACAUUGACACUCAAAUAAAGUGCUUUUUUUUUUUUAAUAGCAGACAUUUUCGAUAAAAUAAGGUAUAGUUAUGGUCUAUGGCAGUUCGUACUGUUUGAAUUUCGAUGAAACUCAUCCACAGAGAUGAGCGUGUGGUAGAUGCCUAACUGAAACGCCGGUGGAGCCACAGACAGCAGCUGAUUUUUAAUUCAAUUUGGUGGCGUUUCCCGCUGUUUGAAUUUCGAUAAAUUUCGUGAUACACCUCCUUUAAGAGUUAUUUCUUUUAUUAACCGUGUAUUACAGGUUGUUCCAUCCAUGGUAAAGAAGACGAUUCAGCUGUACGAGACCAUGAUUGUUCGACAUGGUGUGAUGACUGUUGGUCCCACUGGAGGUGGAAAAACCACCAGCUAUGAGGCAAGCGGUUGUGAAAAGCCUUCUUUUCUUUCAUUAUACUAGCCCGAGAGCAAGCUCUCCAUUUGGGGGAAUCGCGAGAAGUCACGGGAGAGCAGAGCGCGAAAGAAAAAAACGAGUGCGAGGGGCGCCGCUCCCGGCUCGCUUCGCUCACCAUAAAUGGAGAGCUUGCUAUCAGGCUACGGUCAUACUGGAAACACGUACGUCGGAGAGCACAGCUGAAAAGCGUUCUUAUGAGUUAAAGAAUAUAUUUUAAGGAGGGUUCCACUCUAAAUUCGAGAUUGCUCCGAAUCUCUCAAUUUAAGGAAAAGUUUUCUUAUUUUACUAGAAAAUUUAAAGUAAAUCAAAGGAUAAGAACUCUUUUUCUGUAAUUUAAACAGGCAGUUUGAAUUUACGAGAACAAAAAAUUUUCCAUGAUUUGUUUUAAUUUUUUUUCCUAAAAUAAGAAAUCUCGAAUUUAGAUUGUUUCACUUACUACAACUCUUACUUACUUUGAAAUGGUAUUCCCUCUGACUUGCAGGUUCUUAAGGACACACUGACAGCAUUAUAUGAAGCAGGAGAAGACAAUCCCUAUUACCUGAAAGUUCACACCUACGUAUUGAAUCCCAAGGUAAAAAUAACUCCAUGACUUGCGUAAAAUAGGUAAAGUUUGAAUGCUCACACCACUGGGUUUCCUCCACAAGUUUACAAGGUAGAGUAACAAAUCAUCUCACCCUAACUUUACUGUGGAGUAAAACGCAAAAAGGGUCUAAAUCGCACUAUUUUCUAUCUUUUAAAAGCUAUAACUUGACUUCGCAUCAAUUGAAUUCCAAAAAUAAUGAUCCAGUUUUGUUUUUUAACACUAUAUUUAGGCUUUGAAACUGUUUCCUGUCAUCUGUUGCUACGGAUGGCUAGGAUUGGCAUGGAUUGAAACUUGAAGAAACUCGGACCACGUUUUCAAGUUUUAAUGCUAUGCAUGCGUAAAUCCUCCAGAAAAAUAUUAUGGUUUAGCUCACCCAUGGAAUUUGUUUGAUAUCUUCUUCAAAACUCUACAUGAGCAUUUUGUGGAUCUUUAUACGUUUCUGGGAAACUGCCCACCUACCCCUCCCCUAAGCCAACAUUUUGCCUGAGGGAGAAGUAAUUGUUAAUGUGGGUUAGGGGAGGGGUAGGUGGGCAGUUUUCCAGAAACGUGUAUUAAUCCCAUUUUGUUUUGGGUAAAGGGACUCAGCAAUAUCCUCGUGACGUAGCUUCUUUAAGCAAUUAAUUGCAAGUGUGAUGUUUGGCUAUUGCAGGCUGUUAGCAUGGGUGAGCUGUAUGGGGAGAUAAACAAGCUAACAAUGGAAUGGAGAGAUGGACUCAUGGCUAUCACUGUCCGAGUUUGUGUUCAGGUAGGUGCUCCUGAACAAUAUGGGUUCAGGUUCAAGUUGCUCUUUUUUACGCUGAAUAGACAGGCUAUGUGGGCGGGAUUGUAGUGUGCUUCAGUCUCCAAGAUAGGUGGGAAAGCGGAUCGAGAAAAGUUGCGGGAAACCGCAUGGGAGCUAGAGAGAGACGCGGAAGUGGAACCUAUUAGCGUUGUUUUCCACACAUCUGAUCAUACCGGCUUCUGGUAUUCCUAUGGUUGGUCAGUUUUGACAGUUUACGUGAACACAUAUGUGAGUCACAUAGCUCCGCGUGCGCAGAGACAAACAAACAUUGCGAGCGUGUGAAACUUUCCUUCACCGCAUAUUUUGACCUUCCGACACGAGAAACAGUAUUUCUGAUAGUUAGCGGACUGAGGAAUACAGGCCCUCCCCUUCUCUCUUUCCGACGUUUUUCACUUCUCGCUCACUCUUUUGGCUCAUCUGCACUGACUUAGAGCCUGGAAUGGGCUAUACGACCCGGAUAGUAGGGAGUUUAAGCAGCAACGUCUUUGAGCGACAUACGACAACCGGAAGUGAGUUUUUUCUCUAUUAAUAUGCCUCGACGCUACCAAAUUUGUAUUGCUAAGUGUCUUUACACAUGUAUAGACAAUUUACCCAAACAUAUGUUCAAUAUCACGGCUCAAGAGGGCAAAAAGUCCACUUCCGGUUGACGUUUGUUGCUCCAAAACAUCGCUGCUUAAACUCCAUAAUCACCGUUUUUGACUGUCUCCCCACAGGACACCACUGAAGAUCACAAGUGGAUUGUGUGUGACGGACCUGUGGACGCUCUGUGGAUCGAAAACAUGAACACUGUUUUGGAUGACAACAAGAUGCUUUGUCUAGCCAACAGUGAGCGAAUCAAGCUUAACAACACGAUGCACAUGUUGUUUGAGGUCCAAGAUCUGGCUGUCGCUUCUCCAGCCACUGUUAGCAGGUGCAUGCGAUAAAACAUAAAGUGUCCAGUUGAUAUUAGCCUGAGUGAAAAAAAGGGACAUUUUGUGACUCCUCGACUGGUUUUCCAGUUUGUUUGUUUGUUUGUUGUUUUUUUUUUUUCUGAGAAACGAGCGCAUAAAUUCCAUACGUAUAACUACCCAGGUCUGGGUAGUUAUACUUAUACAUCAUCAGUAUGGAAUUACUGGGUUCGUUAUUGAGACGUCAUUUCGCGUGGAAACCAGUGGUAGCGUUGCGAAAUUUCGGCUGUUUUCUCAGGUUAAGUUAAAAUAGCUUGAAAGAAAGUCGGACAUUUUAUGCGGCUGAAUCAUCGUCAUCGUGACAGAUUUUAAAUGCAAUACCCCAUUAAAAAGUUCCACAAAAACUGGGCCAAACUGAUCCGUCCUCCAAAACUACCGAGCAAAUGGUGCAAUUUGACUUAACCUUCCUCGGAAUGACCAAUUGAGCGUUUCAUACCUUUAUCCGUAAAACGUAUUGUUUUUUCUUUAGAUGUGGUAUGGUAUACAUGGAUCCCAAUGAGCUAGGCUGGAGACCAUACGUCAAGUCCUGGAUGCAGAAAACUUGUACAAAGAUGAAAGACGAAACACAGGUAUUGAAAUAGUCGUUUUGCGGUGGCCUAUGACCAGUUUUACACAAACCUUUUUAACACGCAAUAUGUCGAUGAAACUCAUAAUUAUUCUUUUCAAUCAACAGGAGUAUUUGAUGAACCUGUUCGAAAACUACGUGGAUAAUGGUCUUAACUUUGCGAGAAAAAAAUGUGUCCAGGCCAUGCAACAGGUAUUGUUUUACAUUUUACCGACUACCUUGUAGCAACAACAAAAUAGUUUAUAUAUUGUCCUCCAGUUAAAUCCUCUUUCAGACCCUUGACCAUUUCGGAAUAAGUCAACCUCUGCAGAGGGAGAAGGGCCCGCCCUUCUCAUUUCACCCCCUCUCCCUUUCCUUCUUCUCCCACUAUUUACUUCUCAUCAAGGUAAACCAAUCACGAACUGCACCGGUUUAUAUGAUUUACGUGCUGGUUAAAUGUGUCUGUGUGCUACUUGGUUAGAAACUUCAUUUGGCAUAGUCGAACCAGUUUGUUAUCUACAAGAAUUGCCGAAGAGUUGACCAUGGGACUCUCAAGAAAAAAUAACAGCAAGUGAUCAGCUUCGGAGUACGCGUUCGACGCGCUGACGCAACCACCCCCGCCCCUUUUCCCCCGUAAACUGCGAGAAGUCUCUUAUUUUCUUCAAAGUUACCAAGGUAGCCGGUUUUUGUCCCUACAUGCUCAACGACAAUAAGAAGGCGAAGGAUCUAAUAGGAAAGGCGUCCUCCCGUCCCCGCAACAAACCAAUCGAACGCGCUCUAAAAUUUUCGCUGUUAUUAUUGUUCUUGUUUUCUAGGUCGACAUCAACAAAGUGACAACGAUGUGUUGUCUACUGGAGAGCUUCUUCUUCCCACAGAAAGGCGGACCAGACUGGAACAUGGACACGAACAAGCUGCACUCCCUCAUCUGUACCACAUUCCUCUUCACAUUCCUUUGGAGUAUCGGUGGUAAUCUGGUCGAGACUUCCAUGGAUGCAUUUGACUCAUUUGCCAGGGAUCUGUUCUCCGACACAAACGAUGUUAAGGUGAAGUAGUUAUAUUCAAACUACAAGGUACUUUUUAUGGUCUGUUUGUUUGUUUGUUCGCUUUUUUAGCCUCGCCAUUGAAAUAACUAUAAUGUACUGAUGGUAUAAAUAAGCAUAUUCGGCCACCAGAUAAAUUAGCACAAGAAUUACAUGCACAAAUAAGCGCAAUGUGCUGUCGUUAGGACACUAGAGGUUCAACGCGACUUGAGGAUCUAGCCAUUGGUCAAGCUCGUUGUUAGAUCUGUGCGCGCCAUCGUACUGUUGUUUCGUUUUUAUUUCUGAAUCUGCCGAAUACCUGGAAUGGAAACGGCACGUUUCAGUCUGAUGGGACAGUCUCGUGUAAAGUAUAUGCCCAGUAAUAAAUGGCAGCACCUUCGACUCGGGGGGGGGGGGGGGGGUACCCGGCGGGGGGCUUCGACUUAUUUACAAUUAUUCCUCGAGCCCGAAUGUGCUCUGAGUCAAUAGCCCAUGAGGCCGAAGGCCGAAUGGGCUAUUGACUCAGAGGCCAUGAGGGCGAGAGGAAUAAUUGUUUUAGUAAAAUCCAACUAGUUGGUCAAAAAUAUCGAGAAUACAAAAAUUUAGACCUUAAUCCUUUUCCCCCCCAAAAGCUCGCGCUUUUCGCUACUAGUGGGCUAUAACAUAUAGCCUAGUAGUAGCUCAACCAAUCAGAACGCAGCAUUGAUAAUAGACCACUAGUUGGAUUUUACUAAAACUUGAUAUCAUGUGAUAUGCUUAGUGAAUUUGAAAUUCAAACUUUCCAUAUCACUUUACAGCUACCUGGAUCAGGUGACCUGUUCAGCUACUUUGUUGACUUUGACACCCGCCGACUGGAGCCUUGGGAAAAGAUCAUCCCAUCAUUCAAAUACAGUGCUGAUAUCCCAUAUUUUGACCUUCUGGUUCCUACAGUGGAUACUGUUAGAUAUGGCUUCCUCAUGGAGAAACUUCUGGCAAUCAACAGGUCCGUUAUGUAUACUGGUACAACUGGUGUUGGCAAGGUGAGAGUCUUCAAAGCUUCAUUUGAUAUUUUUUGCUUGGAACUAACAGCGAAACCGAGUUCAUCACGUGAACGAGCUGCUCAGGAGCUUUAAUUUAAGUGGUUACACGCGAGGAUUCCGUCCACAGACUCAAACGUUACUUAGAGCCACCUUGCACAGCAAAAUAUAUAGCAUUCUUUAAAGCACUGCUCGAUAACACUAUUUCGUCAUUAUUAUCGUCGUCAUCAUCACCGUCAUCAAUAUCAUCAUCAUCAUCAUCAUAACCACCACCAUCGUCAUGACAGCCAUUAAUUCAUUCAUUCUUCCAUUCAUUCAUUCAUUCGUUCAUUCAUUCAUUCAUUCAUUCAUUCAUCCAUCCAUUCAUUCAUUCAUUCAUUCAUUCAUUCAUUCAUUCAUUCAUUCAUUCAUUCAUUCAUUCAUUCAUUCAUUCAUUCAUUCGUUCGUUCGUUCAUUCAUCCAUCCAUUCAUUCAUUCUUCCAUUCAUUUAUUCAUUCUUCCAUUCAUUCAUUCGUUCAUUCAUUCAUUCUUCCAUUCAUUCAUUCAUUCAUUCAUUCAUUCUCCCAUUCAUUCAUUCAUUCUUCCAUUCAUUCUUCCAUUCAUUCAUUCAUUCAUUCAUCCAUCCAUUCAUUCAUUCUUCCAUUCAUUCAUUCAUUCAUUCAUCCAUCCAUUCAUUCAUUCUUCCAUUCAUUCAUUCAUUCAUUCGUUCGUUCGUUCAUUCAUUCAUUCAUCCAUUCAUUUAUUCAUUCAUUCAUUAAUUCAUUCAUUCAUUCGUUCAUUCAUUCGUUUAUUCAUUCUUCCAUUCAUUCAUUCAUUCAUUCGUUUAUUCAUUCUUCCAUCCAUCCAUUCAUUCAUUCAUUCAUUCCAUCCUUUCUGUUUCUUGCAGUCUGUAGUUGCCAAGGGACUUCUUACCGACAUAAGUGACAAGGCCAACUACGUUCCGAUCAUGAUGAACUUUUCAGCUCAGACCAGCAGUCAACGCACACAAGAAAUGAUUGAAGUCAAACUGGAGAAGAAGCGAAAAAAUAUCCUCGGUAAUGCCCUUGUUUCGUCUCAUUCACACGUCAGUGAUAUAAAUUGUAAAGAAAUUAUAAAGAAUGAGAAACUUCGUUAAAGGGGCCGCUGAUUGAAAAAACAAACUUUCAAGAACAACUUUCUUAAUUAAAACUUGAUAAAGUGAAAUCAGCAUACCGUAGAGAAGGUCUGGACAUUUUGUGGCCCUAAUUCCAAAAAAAAAACAAACAAACAAACAAAACGAGCAAAUAAUUUUUUCAUCAAAGAAAGCAAAACCUUGAAAGGACAUUUCCUCUGAUCUACACGCAAGUCGUUGUAUCUUUAUGUCAGAAGAAUGACUUACCCAGUGGUUACAGCGUCCCAACUAGAACUCGGCGGGUCGUGAGUUGGAUUCUCACCAGGAGCUCGGAAUUUUUUGUGAGCUUCUGGUCUUGGAAUUCCUCGUCUUUGAAGUUAUACAGAUCAUUUGACAGUAGCACCUAUAGUAUUUUAAAAAUAUAUAGACUUUGUCAUAGUCCUUCAUUCGCAGCCCUAAUAAUGGUCAUUGCAAGCUUCCCUCACCUCUUUGUUGCUAUCUUUCGGUCUGUACCCGAAAAAAAAUCUUAUCCCCACCUUUAGGGAGCUCUAGCACUAGGAAUAUCAAUUGAAUAUUAAUUGACAUCCUGUGUGGUAAAGAUCAUUGAUCUAGUGACUACUUGCAAUGUUUGUUGCUUUAGGUGCACCUGCCGGCAAGCGAAUGAUCAUCUUUGUUGACGACUUAAACAUGCCAAAGCUGGACACGUAUGGAGCACAGCCUCCGAUAGAAUUACUCAGACAAUACCAGGUACGUUGAAUAAAAUUCACAUCCUCAACUGUUCUCUUCUUAAGAAAGAUCGCGAAGGUCACAUGUCUUUUUUCUUUGCUGUUUUUUCUUCGCGGGCUGUGAAGUAACUUCUUAAUAAUGAAGCAACUUUGGGUUCAAUAACUAUUAUUAUAAUUGUUUUUUUUUUUCUUGCAGGACUUCCGUGGAUUUUAUGACAGGGAGAAACUUUUCUGGAAGGAAAUUCACGUAAGGUUUUUUUCUUGUUGAGACUUGCUUGGAUUUAUUAGGUCGUUGUCGCUUGGAAAGCAACUUAGUUUGUAUUAGUGGUUGGUUUUUCCACUCUGUUCUGUGUGUUCUCAGGGACUUUCUCGUGCUCUCUUUUGGUUUCCUACACUCGUUAAUCCACCUUCGAUUAAGUCACCCUGGAAAAUCGUUGUGAACAUAUGUGGAUAAGUUGCUUUAUGCAACCGGGUCCUGAUUACUGGCCUUACCCUGUCAAUGGCAAGACCUUCAAUUGGCUCCCAUGACUACGUAGUAACAGCGGUCUCGUCUCCAGCGGAUGUCACAAGACAAAAUCAUUUAUUAUUACUUCGUGCCUAAAGUUUGACACUUUCUUAUUUGCUCUGGUUUGCUCUUGUGAACAGGACAUGACCAUCUGCGCAGCCUGUGCCCCUCCCGGUGGCGGCAGAAACCCCGUGACACCAAGAUUCCUUCGUCACUUUAGCAUGUUCAGUAUUCCAUCAUCAGCAGAACACACUCUGAAGCAUAUCUUCAAGGUAAUGAAAAGCUAUUUAUCUAGUAUGUGUUUAGACGUCCCUUUCCUUCAUUUUAUACCAUGACCUAUCCAUCGCUUUGCGUAUUUCCUUUUUUCCUUCCUUCGCCCACCCACCCUCCCUGCCUCUCAAUACUUUCUUCCUUCCCUCCAUUUAUUCAUUUAUUCACACAAUCAUUGAUUAAUUGAUUCGUUCACUUAUUCAUUAAUUUUCUUCCUUCCUUCCAGUUCCUUCCCCUCCCUCCCUCUCUUCUCUACUCCCUCACCCCUCCCCCCUCCCUCCCCCUCCUUUUCUUUUUCCUCUGGCAUGUGUUCACCAUUUUUGUCCCUGUCUUCGAAAACCAAACCUUACUACAAGUGGUUAACUUUUUCGUAUUAAUCAUUGUCAUUUUUCAGUCCAUUGUGAGUGGGUUUUUAAUCGACUUCCCUCAGGAUGUCAGAAAUUGUGCAGAUGCGAUUGUGGGAGCAAGGUUUGUUUCUCUUGUUAGAUCUCCCUUGACCACGGUACUUCUUGUCUCCAAGAAAUUCGCGUUUUAUGAAGUAAAACAACUUUUAGCAUUCUGUAUUUGUUGCAAGACUAGGUAAAACGCGCAACAUCGCUAUUCAACUCGUGCUGCAGCAAGCAACCUAGAACUCUCUACGCUAAGAUAAUAAAUCACUUGCCAAGCCAAGUAACCUUGUUCUAUUUUUGUGGUUUCGGCUUCGUCGAAGCUGGUACCAACUGUGUCAUCAUCUUCUGUGAGUUAGUACUAUGAGUAACUCCUUAUUUCUCUUAUUUUGUAGCGUUGAAAUCUAUGUUCGUAUGAGCACAGACCUUCUUCCUACUCCGGCUAAAUCACACUAUGUGUUCAACUUACGAGAUUUGUCCAAGUGCAUACAAGGUAAGAAAACUUAUACAUUAGCUAAAAGUUAACUAGUUACCCUAGCUACAAUUAGGGAAGAAAGUAGUUGACACACUUGUCUAAAACGCGCUUCAUGAACAAUUUCGUUCAUUUAUUAUUUCAUUCUGUUUAAACGUAAUGCCUUCAAUCGCCGACCCUUACCCCCGAAUCAAUGUUGUUUGUACUAAAAGAAAGACUUGCGAGUCUUAAAUUCAACAUUGAUUUGGGGGGAAGGGGGUGGGUGUACUCAGGGGGAGGGGGAUAAAUGUGACCACUACCACAAAAAGGGUCCCUUUUACAGAAGUGUCUCAACAUUUUUGUCCCUCUUUCUAGGUAAAGAUUUGACUUGAUAAACCCCCUACCCCUCCCUCCCCUCCCCCUCCACCCACACGGCAACCUUUCUCAGUCAGUGAUUUACUGCUUUGCUGUAUUUAAGGUGUUCUACAAGCAGACCCUGGUGUCAUAAGGGAUGCUGGGCAGAUUUUCCGCUUGUUUUGCCAUGAAGCUCAAAGAGUGUUCCAUGAUCGUCUGAUCAACAAGGAAGACAAACGCUAUUUCAACACCAUUUUGUCAGAAAUGGCACAGAAACACUUCUCACAGGUGCGAAAUCUGCAAUAAAUAUUUUCUCACAAUUUACAGUUAUUCAGUGUAACUAGAGGUCAUACCAUUUGGCAUAAAUUGAUGUUGCAGAUGGGAUAGUUCUUUGUGAAAAAACAAAAAAGAGAAAGGAAAUUGUCCAUUUCUUUUCACCUGGACAAAUCUUUUGGAACUAGGCCUGCGUCUCCGUUGUGCGUCUUUGUAUUUUGGCGAAAUUAACGUUAGCGGAGUUCUUGCGCUCAGCGGAGUACCAUAAAAUUUGGGUAUGUAUGCAUCCAAGAAAUUCUUAUUUUGACAAAAUCGUUCGUACGUCCACCAUAUCAUGGUUGUUUUUGUUUUUUUUAAGUUCGCAGCUGACUAGUUAUUGGUUUUCAAUUGAUGGCAGGCUCAGGCCCAUUUUUUCUUUUAGAAGGAGUUCAGUUUGCUUCUUGCUUAUGGCAAAUUUUGAAUUACUGCGGAAAGACUUGUCUUAAAAGAUCCUUCGAGAUAUUCCCUUUUGGCCUUGUAGAAAUCUAGAUAUUAUCGGCAUCGUAAGUAAACCAUUGCCUCGUUUUCUUUAAAUACCAGAACGUGGAAGCGGAAAAGUUUGAAACCAGCCCGAUCCUUUUUGGUGAUUUCAUGAAGAUGGGCGCUGACCCGGCCGACAGGAUAUAUGAAGAGCUGGUUGAUAUCUCGAAAGUUAAGAACCUUUUGGCUGAUGUAAGUUUAUUAGCAAGUCCACUAUCGUAAAAAUCUACCUUAGGCCUGGUAAAACUGCGGUUGGGUAAGGUACUUACUUGAUUAUCGUCACGUGAUAUAGACUUGGAGGCAACGAAACGUACAGCAAAUAAGGUCCAUCGGCAAGGAAAAUUACAACUAGAAUUUUAAAACAUUUAGAAUAGGUUUUAAUGCCUUCAGCAGCAGCUUUUGUAGGGCAUGCAAUGAGCACUCUUUGUGGUUAGUGUUUGAAGCGUAUUUCAGUGUAGCGACGUCUUUUGCGGUGUGUGUUCAUUCAUCGUUUCAUUCUGCACAUCCCUUCCCAACCAUUUUCUUUUCCAGUGUUAACACAGUGUAACAGGCGCCUGACUCUAUAGGGGCUCGCGGCUGGGUUGCCAGUAUUGCCUGUCAUGGGGGUCCAACAGCUCAAGGGUCCCUCUGCUCACAGUGUAUGCCCUUGACAUCCUAGGCACUUAUUUUCCAUACGUUGCAAUGAAAUUGUUAAAUUGCAAAUAGGACAAUUCUUAGGCAGACUUAAGGUUAGACCGUCCGCGGGGGAGAAACUUCUACUAAACUUCUACCCCACAAGGGCUUGCCUACGCCACAAGGGCUUGCUUCUACCCCACAAGGGCUUUGCCAAUUAUUGCUGAAACUCUUCUACCUCUUCGCUCUUCAGUACCUUGAUGACUACAACAUGAACUCUUCGAAAGAGAUGAAGUUGGUUUUCUUCAUGGAUGCAAUAGAGCACGUUUCAAGGUGAGUCUAUUAGAAAUGGCGUUCUUUACUGUGGCGGGUGUGUAAAACAUGCGCUGCUCCGGUUUUUUAGAGCCUACUCUCCUCUGUCAGUGUUAUGUUUGUAACCCGUUUUCCUCAAUUUUUGCUCAUAGAAUUGCGCGUAUGGUUCGUCAGCCUCGUGGAAACGCAUUGCUCGUUGGUGUCGGAGGCACCGGAAAGCAAAGUUUAACGAGGUAAGACGGUUUGUUAAAAUGUAUUUUAAUCUAAGCAAAUUUCAUUAACAUUGUUGUCAUACUAUCGACUUAAACCGUUUUUGCUUACACCGUUAGGUUGGCUUGUCACAUGUCUGGCUAUCUCUGCUUCCAAAUCGAGCUGACUCGCGGCUAUGACUAUUCCGCAUUCCGAGAAGACCUCAAAAAACUCUAUAACUCAGCUGGAGUGGAGGGAAAAAAUACAGUGUUCUUAUUCACCGACACGCAGGUAGAUAACAUUUGAUAUUUCGCUGUAUUCCCUAACCUGUAUUCAUGUUUUAAAAUACGUAACGGUUCAACACUUUAUUCUCUUUUACACUCGGUGGACCAGAUAUUUGUAAACUGCUCAAUUUGUUUUCAUUCUUAUUUUCCCCCUUGUCCUUCCAUUUUACGACAGAUUGUUGUCGAAGAAUUCCUUGAAGAGAUUGUUGAACUCGAAGAAUUUUAUUGAGUGUCUUUAAAUCUUAAAGACAAGGCUAAACUUUGAAGACAUCAAUUCAAUUCAUUUUCAACUCCGGCGAGGGAAGUCCAAACGAUUGCGUUUUCCAUUCACUUUUUUUUUUUUUUUUUGCGAAAUUUGCAUUUGCGUAAAAAUAAUAUUCAGUUUAAUUCUCUUUGCCUACAAUUGAUGAUUGAUUGCAGGCUUUGAUAAAAAAGAAAAGAAACCAAGGUUAAAGUUUAACUUGUCGCCCGCAAUAAGAGUACAAGUCUAAGAGUUCUCAUAAAAAGAUUUAAUUGUUUAGGUACCAAACUUGUUUGAAGCAGAAGAAUAUGAACAAGUUUUGAAUGGAACCAGACCACACGCAAAAGAGGCAGGAGUCCCUGAAGGCGACAG